AGCGCGAGUUUGGAAGAAAGUCAGACACACAAAUAAAUGUAGGUACCACACCACGAAAUAAUGCAAAAGAGAAAGCAUCCCCUCCCGUUCCCUAAACCAAAACUCCUCCGUACAACGGCAUGGAAAUGCUGUGAGAAGAGGCAGAGGCUGAAAAGACUGAACAGGCGGUUGGAGAGGAUCAAAUCUGAUAUCGAAGAAAGAAGCGAAGAGCAGGAAGAGAUCAAAGAGAAGCAGACGGAGUUAAGAGAAAAAUUUGAAGCCAUUGACUUGGAAUGCGCGCAACUUCAGAACGAGACUAGGUUGAUAAUACAGCAAAGUGCCAGAACCCAGAUCCGCUUAGCUCUCAUGUUUCAGAUUCUGAAAGCAAGAGAAAACCAGGAACUGGACAAGGCAGCCUUGCUCACCAAUGCUCUUCGUGAAUUGAUAGCGAGGGAAGAGCAGGAAAUGAAUGGUUCUGGAAAAUGAAGGUUGCAGGUGGAGCCGAGUUCAAUCGUUAUUGAUUUUCUUUUCAUGUCUGUCAUCCAACUUUCAGUACUGUUUGCGUCUUCACGUUUAGGUAGUAUGUUUGGAUUAAAUAAUAGUUUAUGUUGUUGUACAGCUGCAUGUCAUACUGCAACACGAACCAACCAGCAAUGUUUACAUUUACCACGAA
Molecule: messenger RNA, 652 nt
Organism: Hibiscus syriacus
Lineage: Eukaryota; Viridiplantae; Streptophyta; Magnoliopsida; Malvales; Malvaceae
Exons: 3
Coding region: 61-465 (134 amino acids)
Source: RefSeq, a predicted model, not a curated record